This is a messenger RNA of Henningerozyma blattae CBS 6284, 1020 nucleotides long. RefSeq names its product C2H2-type zinc finger protein. Gene Ontology annotation, cellular component: nucleus; cytoplasm. The record is from RefSeq and is a predicted model, not a curated record. The transcript has a single exon. Gene Ontology annotation, molecular function: RNA polymerase II cis-regulatory region sequence-specific DNA binding. The coding region runs from base 1 to 1020 and encodes 339 amino acids. NCBI's taxonomy places the organism in Eukaryota, Fungi, Ascomycota, Saccharomycetes, Saccharomycetales, Saccharomycetaceae.
AUGUCUGUGACAAAUAUUAACUUGACAAGCCCUCAACCUAUUAAAGAUGACAGACCUUUUAUUUGUGAAAUUUGUCAUCGCGGUUUCCACAGAUUAGAACAUAAAAAGAGACAUAUUAGAACUCAUACAGGUGAAAAACCUCAUAAAUGUGUUUUCCCAGGUUGUAUUAAAUCAUUCUCUAGAUCAGAUGAAUUGAAAAGGCAUUUAAGAACUCAUACUAGGCCAAAUUCAAGAAAUAACAAAUCUAAAAAAGCUAAUUCUAAAAACUCAAAUUCUGUCAUUACAACAGCAAGUAAUAGUUCAGGUGAUAAUAGUCCAAAUCAUUUACCACAAAACUUAUCUUCCUCAGUUAUUAAUAUUCCAUCGAUUAAUAUGCCAAACCCAUCUAUUUCAAUUACUUCUGUAUCAAAUCAAGUUUGUCAACCACAACCUCAAAUGGCAAACGUAGCUUCCAAUUUCUUCCCAAUCCCAAUUGCUUCUUCAUCUUCUACCUCUUUAUCUUCAUCAAUUUUUUCCACAAAUCAGUUAAGCACUUCUCCAAGAACUCCUCCACCACUAUCUGGAAUGUUUUAUCAAAAUAAUAAUAACAAAUUUAUGAUUGGUAAACAGUCAUGUAAUUUGCCAACUUCUACUUCUACUUUGUCAAUGACAUCAUUAUUAAACCAAGAUAAAUUACAAACGUCUUUCAUUGAAAAUUCAAAUUCAAAUAGUCAAUCUUUAUCUGGUUUUCCUUCUGUACUUUCAAUGCAAAAUAAUAAUUUUAUUAAUAAAAAUGUUAAUUCUUCUUAUUUGGAUUCAAAUUUCUCGCAUACUAAUUCAAAUGCAAGUUGUUUCGAAGAUAGACAUCAAAGAGCAAAAUUCCAAUUAUCUCCUACAGAUGAUGAAGAUGAUGAUAAUGAAACUAAUAGUUCAGCAAACCUUUCUGGUAAUUCAAAUUCCAACAUAAGAACAAAUAGAAUCAGGUUGCCACCGGUACGUGAUCUUUUAAGACAAAUUGAUAAUUUUAAUUGUUCAAAUUAA